Auanema sp. JU1783 is the source of this 1662-nucleotide messenger RNA. The record is from the annotation of a GenBank genome assembly. NCBI's taxonomy places the organism in Eukaryota, Metazoa, Nematoda, Chromadorea, Rhabditida, Rhabditidae.
AUGAGACUAUUACUGGCGUUUGUUUCAAUCUCACUAUCCACACUGAUUCCCGAAACUUCUUCGUCGCAACUUUCACAGCCCAGAACUUUGCAGGAUAUACUGUUUCACGUGAAGACUGGAGUUUCGGAUGUUUUGAAAAGAGUGAAAAAAGUUGAAAAUGAUAUUGUUCAAGUUGUGAAUAACAUUACAGGAACAGUUAUGAAAAUUACGGAUGAGCUGAUACAUCAUGGUUUACGUUUGGAAAAACUUGGAGCUAUCUUCGCCGAGAGAAACUUGACACAUUACCGAGAGCAACAUAAACAUGUUGGGCUUCUCAAGCAGCUCAUACCAGACGUGUUGUUCGACAGUGUUUUAGCAAUAGCUGAUCCGAUUCUGCUGAACAUUGAAUCAGGACUUUCAAAGUUCUUCUUUCAAGGGGAUAUCAUACUGACAGAUGACCAAAUGGAUAAACUCUCGUUAUUCUUUGACGAUGUAGACGACAAGAAUGAGAUGGAAGGCAAAUCGUGGAGAAAGAAGAGGCAAAUCACAAAAAUGUUUGAUAGAUGGACAGAUAAUACAUUGUACUACUUCGUGGAGGAUUCAGUUGAUGCAAAUACUCAGAAAUCUGUCCAAUCUGCUCUGAAAUACAUUGAAGAUCGCACUUGCCUUAGCUUCAAAUAUGAUAAAACUUCACCGAAUAGAGUUCGAGUUUUCCCAGGAACUGGUUGUUACUCUUCUGUUGGCAUGAUAGGAGGACAACAGGAUCUAUCACUGGGUGAAGGAUGUAGUGUGAUUGGAACUGUGGCACAUGAGUUCACACAUGCACUUGGUGUGUGGCAUACUCAAAUGAGAGAUGAUCGAGAUAAGUAUGUAACAAUCGACUUAGAUGCAGUUGAGGACAGUGCCCAAGCUAAUUUUGCUAAGCUGGAUUUUCAAGAAGUAUACAGUGUAACUCCUUAUGAGUAUGGAAGUUUCAUGCACUAUGCUUCGAAUUCGUUUUCCAAAGAUAAAACAUCAAUAACGAUUGUGCCUAAUGAAUCAGAAUACGUUCAUACCAUGGGUAACCGAAUGAUUUCCUUUUAUGACAUGCUUAUGCUGAAUCAUCAUUAUGAAUGUCAAAACAAGUGUUCAGCAAAGCGGUCGGCGAAAUGUGUGAAUGGUGGAUAUCCGAACCCCAACGAUUGUAAAAAAUGUGUUUGUCCGUUGGGAUAUGGAGGAAGUUUGUGUGAUCAGCUUCCUGAUGAAGGUGGUGAAGUCCUGACGGCUACAAACGAUUGGCAAACUUAUAAGAUAGAAUUAGGAGAGAAUACAACUGAACUCCGGGACGACUUCAUCACAGAAACAUAUUGGAUUAUAGCACCUCAUGGAUAUAAGAUUGAAAUCAAGAUACUCAACAUGUAUAACAGCCAAUGCCAGAUAUCAUGUCCAUAUAAUGGAAUCGAAAUAAAGAAACUGCCUGAUAUCCGAGUUACAAAUCCCAGAAUUUGUUGUCCCGAGUACAAGAAUAUUCUGUACACAAGUGAAAAUAAUCCCACUCCAAUUAUAACGUAUAAUCGUUUCUCUACGGCACGGUUUACCAUCACGUAUAGAUACGUUCAAGAAGGUGAGCUUCAGCCAGGAGAAUCAUCAUUUGCACGAGCAAACAUACCUACUCGAGGAGAACGUUCAUCACUUUACCCUUAA